Molecule: messenger RNA, 1110 nt
Organism: Rana temporaria (common frog)
Lineage: Eukaryota; Metazoa; Chordata; Amphibia; Anura; Ranidae
Gene: LGALSL
Product: galectin like
Exons: 5
Coding region: 161-676 (171 amino acids)
Molecular function (GO): carbohydrate binding
Source: RefSeq, a predicted model, not a curated record
GAGGACAGCCUGCCAGCAUCACAGAUCUGUCCCCGGCUCCUCCUCCGCAAUCACCGCCUCCUCCUCCCCGGUGCUGGAAGGAGAUUCCCCCCGAUCUGCCAGCUCACAUCCCGGAGCUCCUCCGUCUACCGAUCGCCUGUCCUCCGCUCUGAUCUACAAGAUGGCGGGGUCCCUGGUGGAGAGGGAGACCAUGCAGUUGGACAGCAGGCGUCUAAGCAGUCCAUUGGGGUCACCUGUUCAAGCAGAGGUCUACUUUCCACGAUUGACGGUUCCGUUCUGUGGUCACAUAAAUGGUGGCAUGAGGCCGGGGAAGAAGAUCCUCAUAAUGGGAAUUGUCGGCAUGAACCCAGAGAGUUUUUACAUCAGACUGACAUGCGGAGAUUCGGACCAUCCACCAGCUGACAUUGCCAUUGAAGUAAAAGCAGAAUUCAGUGAUAAACAAUUACUUCGAAAUGCCUGUGUCUCUGGGGAGUGGGGAGAAGAGGAGUCGGCUAUUUCUUAUUUUCCAUUUAUUGCGGACCAGCCAUUCAGAGUGGAGAUACUCUGCGAACAUCCACGUUUCAGGGUAUUUGUCGAUGGACACCAGCUUUUUGACUUUUAUCAUCGUGUUGAACUUCUGUCUGCUAUUGAUACUGUAAAGAUCAACGGAGACCUCCAGCUUACUAAACUUGGUUGACGCCUAGGAAGAGUUUUAUAUCACCAUUGAACUAUCAGCAGGCACUCCAGGACCUACAAGGAAACAGAUCCCACAUCCUCUGCAGUGAUCUUGUGUCAUCUCUGUAGGACUGCAGGACAAUAGAGUCAACGUCAGCCAUUUUGCUUUUGGUAUAUCAGAGGUGGCUGUUUGUAAAUCAGAUUCUAAUGACUUGGAUUACAUUUUGUCAUAACACAUCGGAUCAUUUUAUCAUUAUAUUGGUCUUUUUUUUUUAUUUAAGUUGCACAAAGAUGUAUUUUUGGAGUUCAUUUUUCCUUUCUACAUUAUCAUCAUCUUAACUGCCUAUCCCUGAAAAAGCCAAUCAAUAAAGGGAACAUUUUUCAUUGGACAUUUGAAUCUAAACUAUCAGGAAGAUUUUUGCUUCUCUUAAUAUUAAACAAAUGUUUCUUACAUUA